Messenger RNA from Westerdykella ornata, 915 nucleotides. RefSeq lists its product as uncharacterized. Bases 1 to 915 code for a protein of 304 amino acids. The transcript has a single exon. The record is from RefSeq and is a predicted model, not a curated record. NCBI's taxonomy places the organism in Eukaryota, Fungi, Ascomycota, Dothideomycetes, Pleosporales, Sporormiaceae.
AUGGAUGACCCCUUCGCGCAGUGUGAACUCUGCGGAUGCAUCUUCUUCGUCGGCGGUGAGGUCGGUCUCUGCACGUCCUGCUCCUCCAAAGGCCACUGCUGCUGCCCGGCGUGCGAAGACGAUGCAGAUCGAAGCUUUCUCCCGGGAGACCCUACUGGACAUGCACGCGUCUCCACGACUUCAGAGAUCACCCAAUCUGUGCGAGACGACCAGGUCCAUCUACCGGAAGCCUCCUCUCUCGCACAAUCCUGCUCUAACCUUAACCUUUCCGACGAAGCAGAAAACAUAGUGGACGGGGAAACUACAACCAACGACACCGCGUCCUCCACCACCACCGACGGUGAAGACCUCGACAUCGACAUCGGCAUCGACAUCGGCAUCGACAUCCACACCAUCCUACACAACCGGCCCCAGACGCUCGUCUACACCCUUCUCAUAGACUCCUUCCGCCUCCGCCGGCACGACGACGCGCUAUCCCACCUGCCUUCCUGGACAAACCUCGAGCUCGCCGGCCUUCUCACGCGUAAACCAUGCCUCGCGCAGUUCCGACGUUUCCUGUACCUCGCCCAGACGCGCCCGGGUCUAUUGCCGUAUUGGUGGAUCACUGAGAAGGACAAAUCGAUGAGUGUGUGCGUCGGACUUGGGAUGCAGAAACCGGGGGUGUGGGCUUGUUUGAGGCAGGAUGUUGAUGAGGGGGAUUUGAGGGAGUAUUAUGGAGGCAGGAAGAUGGUGCGGGUGUUGAGGGGGUUGGCGGAGGUUGUUUAUGGUGGGGUGGAGAGUUGGGUUGUUGGGGAAGUUUUGCGGGAGAGGGUUGCGAGGAAGAGGAUGGAAGAAGGGGAAGGAGAGGGUGGGGAGGAAGGGGAAGAUGGGGGACGAGAGGAUGAGGGGGAUGGGAGAGAGGAUGAGAAGGAGUGA